CAAUAUAUCUAUAUUAACCCCGUCGUCCAAUCCAACUUCGUCAUUCCAUCCGAUAGCCCUGGAUCGAUCGACUGUCUCCAUCGAUCAUGAGCUCCACUCGCUACGCAUGGCUCCAGAAGGAGAAGCCACAACCCGAACAACAAGCACCUCUUCUCCUCCCCACUAAAGAAAUCCCCGGCAGCUACGGCAUACCCUUCAUCUCCCCCAUCAAAGACCGCCUCGACUACUACUACUUCAAAGGCCAUGACAAAUUCUUCCAGUCAAAAAUCGACCAGUACUCCUCCACCGUCUUCCGCACCAACAUGAUUCCCGGCCCAUUCAUGGCCUCCGACCCCCGCGUCAUUGCCGUUCUCGACGCCAAGAGCUUUCCCAUCCUCUUCGACACCUCCAAAGUCGAGAAAAAAGACGUCUUUACGGGCACCUACAUGCCCUCCACCAAACUCACCGGCGGCUACCGCGUCUGCUCCUACCUCGACCCCUCCGAACCCUCGCACACGAAAGUCAAGCAAUUCCUCUUCAACCUCCUCAAAUCCCGCAAGGACUACUUACUCCCCGCCUUUCGCUCCGCCUACGCCGCCCCAAUCUUCUCCUCCGUCGAAACCCAAGUCGCCUCCCACGGCCAGGCGAACUUCAACGAUCUCAACAACGACAUCGCCUUCGAUUUCCUCGGCAAGGCUUAUUUCGGCAAGAGCCCCUCUGAUGUGGGCGCGGCCGGGCUGCAGAAAAAGGUGACGAUUUGGCUCUUGCUUCAACUUGCCCCCCUUGCCAGCAACGUUUUGACAAAGCUCCACGUUCCGAAGCUCGUUGAAGAUUUUCUCUUGCACACCUUUGCUUUGCCGUCGUUCAUAGCCAAACCAGGUUACAAAAGCAUGUACGAUUACUUCAACACGGCUGGAUCUGCGGCGCUGGAUUUGGCGGAGAAGGUUGGGCUGUCGCGCGACGAGGCUUGUCACAAUCUGAUCUUUGCGACUUCUUUCAACACCUAUGGUGGGUUGAGGGUGCUGUUUCCUGGGCUGCUGACGAGGCUGGCGCAGUCGGGGCGGGAUUUGCACGGGCGGCUGGCGACGGAGGUGCGGCAAGCGGUGGCGAGCCAUGGGGAGAACGGGCAGGUGACGUUGGGGGCGCUGGAGCAGAUGGAGCUGGCUAAGUCGGUUGUCUACGAGGUGCUGAGGAUUGAUCCGCCGGUGGAGUUCCAGUACGCGCAUGCUAAGAAGGAUUUCCUGCUGCAAAGCCAUGACGCGCAGUUUCAGGUGCGCAAGGGUGAGAUGCUGUUCGGCUACCAGCCUUUCGCCACCAGAGACACGCGCGUGUUCGGAGCCAACGCCGGCGAGUUCGUCCCCGACCGCUUCGUGGGCCCCGACGGCGCCAAGCUCCUCCGCUACGUGUGGUGGUCCAACGGACCCGAGACCGAGGAACCGACCGUCAACGACAAGCAGUGCGCCGGAAAGAACUUCGUCGUGCUCGUCGCCCGCCUCUUCGUCGCCGAGUUCUUCCUCAACUACGACUCUUUCACCGCUGAAAUUUCCGGCUCUCUGGUCGGCUCGCAGGUCAACAUCACUUCUCUCACUAAAGCCAAGGCCAAAGCAGGUAAUUUUUAUUAAUUAAUUAGUGAGAUAAUGGGCUUUUCUGUGCUGUGAUGUAAUGAAAUGGUUGUUAAGUCUUGCUAUGGGGUCGUUAUUAUAAUAUUUUGAGUUUUAAGCUGCUUGAACAUGUUUCUGAUGUGUAAUAAAGAUAUGCUAGUUUGCAUAUUCGAGAGGGUUCAUUAAGGAAAAAAAAAUCUUGGGUUGCAAAAA
Dendrobium catenatum is the source of this 1793-nucleotide messenger RNA. Its product is annotated as allene oxide synthase 2-like. The transcript is spliced from 2 exons. Gene Ontology annotation, biological process: sterol metabolic process. The coding region runs from base 87 to 1601 and encodes 504 amino acids. The record is from RefSeq and is a predicted model, not a curated record. NCBI's taxonomy places the organism in Eukaryota, Viridiplantae, Streptophyta, Magnoliopsida, Asparagales, Orchidaceae. Gene Ontology annotation, molecular function: oxidoreductase activity, acting on paired donors, with incorporation or reduction of molecular oxygen; heme binding; monooxygenase activity.